Messenger RNA from Entamoeba dispar SAW760, 1475 nucleotides. RefSeq lists its product as uncharacterized. The transcript has a single exon. NCBI's taxonomy places the organism in Eukaryota, Evosea, Mastigamoebida, Endamoebidae. The annotation marks the transcript as partial. The record is from RefSeq and is a predicted model, not a curated record.
AUGAUAGUUGUAGGAAGUACAAAUGGAAAAUGUAUUAAAAAUGUAGAAAAAAAGAAUGUACUAAUGAUUUGCUAUUGUCAAUUGACGGAUGAAAUAUUAAUGGAUAUACCAAAAUCUAUUCGAGUAUAUUCAACCAGAGUUUUUAUACCAGAAACAAACAAUGAAAGCAAUGUUAAACAUAUUAGAUCUUCACAUGAAUUAUUGUUUUCAAAUAUAAAACCUAUAUAUCAACAACCAUUUAAGGGCACUGUUGAUGUUAAAAUCAAUAUAAACGAUAUAAAUAACGAAGAAAAUAGAAAGAAAGUUCACCAAAUUAUUAAUGAUCUUUAUGCUAAUUCUCUUACAAUUUAUGAUAACAGAAACGGACUGUUUGGACAAUGUAAUGAAUUAAUAGUAUUUGAAACAUCACAAUUACCUGAAUCUAUCAAAUAUAUUUCUUUUAGUUUAUCGGAUUCAAAAUUAAUAAUGAAUAACAAACAUAUUGAGUGUGUAGAAAUGCAUGGACAAGGAUCUUCACUUGAACUUCAAUCAAUAAAUAAUUUAAAACAGUUAAUAAUAAAUGGGGUUAAUGAAAUAAAGAUGAAUGAAAAGAAUGAAGAACUGGGAAUUACAACAACUAAUAAAAGAAGAUAUUGGAAAGAAAUACAAGAAAAUAUCUACACAUUCCAAAAUCUUGAAUUACUUCGAUUGAACUAUUGCUCUAAUUUAAAUAUUAGUUUAAUAUCAAAUAAAUUAAAGAGUAUUGAAGUAAUCAAUUGUAGAGAAUGUAAAAUUAAUAUUAAAUCAGAUUGUAUUGAAAGAUUGAAAUUAGAAAGAAAUAAACAAACACAAAUCAAAUUAUCAACAAAUAAAUCAAAUAAUAUUUGCAUUAGAGAAUGUGAAAAUUUCAAAUUUGAAAUAGAAUCUAAUAAUGAACAAAAUAUUGAAAUAUUAGAAGGAAAACAGAUUAAUGUAAAAUCAAAAUGUCCAAUCAAUAAACUGAUAGUAUCACAAUCUAAACAAGUGAAUAUUACAGGAAAUGAAAAAUGUAAUACAAUGAAAGUUAUUGAAUCUACAAUCAAUGAAAUUGAUGUUAAACCAAAGAAAAUUAUAUUUAAAUCAAUUGAAGAAUACAUUAAAGUACCUCUGAAAGAAGCAGAAGAGAUAUAUAUUGUAUCAAUGAAAGAUUAUAUCUUUGAAGAAUUAUUUGAUAAAUGUAAGAAAUUAUGUAUUGAUGAAUGUAAGAAUUGUCAAUUCAUAAUCAACAAGAAUCAAAUCAAAGAAAUGAAAAUAACAAAAUGUAAAAAUACAGAAAUCACAGGGAAGUUAGAUAAUAUUGAAGAAAUCAUCACAAUAGAUAAUGAAGAAUGUAAUAUUCCAGAAACAAAGAAUGUUAUAAAAGAAGAUACAGAAAUAAUAGAAAUGGAUAAUACAAAUAAAGAUAUAGAAAUAGAAACAGAUAAGAAAUAUGUUAUAAUAAGAAAUAUUCAUGAUCG